AUGACGCUCUUUACCUUUAUAGCAGUACUCUCCUUAGUGGCAAGCAACAUGGCAUGCCCAACUCAUGACAACCACCAGCUGCUUGCUGUAAAAGCAAGACAUCUUGCAGACAGAGCAACAGUAUCGCCAGACUGGUCUUAUCAAGCGUCCUUUGACUGGGGCAGCAUGAACCCAGACUAUGGUCUCUGUCAGACCGGCACACAACAAUCGCCUAUCGCUCUAAGCCUUUCCAAUGGCCUAGCAUCAAAUCAUCGACCGACCUUUCAGUACGACAGCAACGUGACAGGGACUUUCUUCAAUUGGAAUUUCGGGCCUGCCUUCACUCCAUCACAUACUGAAGGCGAGGACUAUACCUCGGCCCCAUCCUUGACUUACGACAACGAGACUACCUACUUAACGGGGUGGCAUUUGCACGCGCCGGCCGACCAUACGGUGGGGGGCAUGCGCUCCAAAGCCGAGAUGCACUUCGUGCACGUCAAUGCCUCGGGCCAUGAGAAAGCUGUUCUUGCCUUCCGCAUCGACCCAGGCAACGUGGACAACGCUUUCUUCGCUCAGCUGCCGGCUAUGAUCGGUUUCAAUGAGACUGACACCGUCCAGGAGGCUACUCUUGACCUCUCACUCGCUCUCGAUAGUGUCAGCUGGUUUAACGAGUACUGGACUUACCAGGGAAGCCUGACCAGCCCACCAUGCUCCGAGGGUAUCCGCUGGUUCAUCGCGCGCGAUAUUCUCUUUGUUGGGAUCGAACAGAUGCAGGCUAUACUGGGUGCGAGCACCUACAGCGCCCGCGACGAGCAGCAGGUCUGGCUUCAUCGCAUAAAUGAAUAG
Molecule: messenger RNA, 825 nt
Organism: Cryphonectria parasitica EP155
Lineage: Eukaryota; Fungi; Ascomycota; Sordariomycetes; Diaporthales; Cryphonectriaceae
Product: carbonic anhydrase
Exons: 2
Coding region: 1-825 (274 amino acids)
Molecular function (GO): zinc ion binding; carbonate dehydratase activity
Source: RefSeq, a predicted model, not a curated record